GCUGGACUUGGAACACCUUUAUUGAACCCAGAAAUAAUUAAUGUUGACAAACACACCUGUGUUUGACAAGUCCAUAAAUCCAAAAGAGUUCGGUGACCUCAAUAAAAGUUCUGCAUUAGUUUCAGGUUAGGAGACUAAUCAAAUGAAAACAUGAAGUACAGAUAUAAACUCAGCAGUGCUUUCACUUUAGCUGGGUGUAUGGAGGACAGACGACAGGCCACACUGAGGGCUUUCCCUAACUUUAGCUUCUAAGAAAAGUCCAGGGCUCAAACAUGGCAAAUACAGACAAAACCAAGCUUGAGGAAAUGCUGACAUGUCCAGUGUGCCAGGACAUCUUCAAGGAUCCUCGGCAGCUGCCCUGUGGUCACAGUAUGUGUAUGAGCUGUCUGGAGGGCAUGGUGGAUCACACCUCAGACCUCCCCUUCCGCUGCCCCGACUGCAGGGGUUAUUUUGGACAGGUCAUCGGGGUACAGAAGAGCUACGCACUGGCCAGCAUCGCAGAGGACUUCAGGUUGAACAGGAGGACGAGGGAAGACAACACAGAACGUGUGUAUUGCGACUGCUGCCCAGAGAAAACAACGCUGGCUAUGAAAACUUGUCUCAAGUGUGAGUUGUCACUGUGUGAAGAGCACGUCAUGGAACACCUGAAGCUGGCGGUGUUCACGGGACACCCCCUGGUCAAACCCCUGAAUGACCUCAAGGAGAGGAAAUGCCCACAGCACAAGGAUGAGGUGCUCAAGUACUACUGCAACACGUCAAGGCGCUACAUCUGCAACCUGUGUGCCCUGGAGAGCAAGCAGGACAGCCUGGCCAAAGAGAGCUCCACUGUCCUGCGGAGGCACCUGACUGAGUACUUGGACCAGCGCUUUAAUAUGCUCAAAGAGCAACUUACAGAAUCCACGGACUCAUUCAAAAAACUGCAAGAUGACAUCAAACGAGAAAAGCAGAAAGCGGCCCCAGCAGAAUCACAGCUCAACAGUGUGACGGUGGUGUUGCUCUGUCUCUGGUUUAUUGUGCUGUAUUAUGCCUACAACUACUCUGUGGAAAACCAGACGUUAACAGAAGCGCUGAACAAGGAGCAGAGCCGUAUGCAUCACGUCUAUUCCACCAUCACAGACCUCUUGGUCGAUCAUCCAACGAAGCGCUAUACACUGGCAGAGAGAGACGAUCAAGUGAUUCCCACACUGGACCUGGACACCGCCAGUCCUUUCCUUGGAGUCUCCGCUAACCUGCAGUCAGCAGAGAGAGUGGAGAGCAAGCUGAAUUACCCCAGCAGGAACACCCGCUUUGAUGAAGCCCCGCAGGUCCUCUCCACCCAGUGCUUCUCCACCGGUACCCAUACGUGGGAGGUGGAGGCUGAGGGAUACUGGGACAUCGCCGUGUCCUACCAGAGCAUCAAACGCAAGAACAAGGGCAGCAGCGCCUUCGGAAACAACCCACAGUCCUGGAGCCUGACGCACAAUGACAAAGACAAGCUGUUUGCGUACCACAACAAAAAAAAACACAUCGUCUAUCGAACUUUGCAGAGUAACCGGGUAGCGGUGGGGUUUAACUUUGAGAGAGGCAACAUCACGUUCAGUGCCGUGGAUUCUGGAGUUACUACCGAGCUGCACGAGUUCAAGGCUAAGUUGACUGCACCGCUGUGUCUGGGUUUGGGACUUUAUCGUGUCGAUCCACCCAGCAGAGCCUCUAUUAUCAAAGUUUCCUGAAUGAUCCUUCAGACUAUCAUAAUAUUAAUAAUAUAAUAAUAAUAUUCUGCUGACACUGGAUCCAGACUGCCUUUACUCCAAUCGUAAUCAAGAAAGACUGAUGCCAAUUUGCACUUAAAGUGGAACUGAGAGUAGCUCAAAGCCAAAAGUUGGAACGUUUGCCUCAGGUAUAUUUUUGUUGUGUGUGUAUGUGUGAGAGGGUGAGUAAGAGUGUGUGUGAGUGUGAGCUUAACUGUUUGUCUUGGAUUAAUGAUUUUUUUUUCAGAUAAAAUGUUAAUUAUGUUAUACUUACUGUGAAAUAUCUAUUUUUAUAUAGAAUUUGUCAGCUUCGUUGUUGCCUUUUUAAAAAUAUGAUUGACAUAGGACAUAGCACAGUAAUGUAAUGCUUUGAUCAUGAAGGAAUCUUAAAAUAAGAGUCUUAACGCUUUGACUUUGCCCAACUGCUUUUCUUAGUUUUGGGAGAUAAAACAUUGAGCUUGAUAGGUUUAUAUUCACUGUUUAACCUCUGUGUGUGUGUGCCACAAAUAACAUUCCAGCUUCUUUUCUUCAGGAAUGACGGAGUGAGAACAGUCUGAAUUUUCUCAGUCUUAGCACAGAUUUGGUUUAUUACACCUUAGAGCUUUCUGUUAGUGUCUGUGCUCUUCUCACAGGUUUUAUUUUAAGUUUUCAAGGACAUUAAAGUGAGACUGUAACUUUUGCUCAACACCUACAAGACGAUGACAAGUGCUAAAAUGUAGCUUUACAUUAGCAGCAUAGGAGCCAUAAAGUCAACAAACACACAGUAAUAGCAGUUAAUAUCUAUACCAAAUAAGACUGUAGCAGCUUAAAUGCUUAUGAAUCCAACUUUUCGUUUGUCAGAGGAAGAAUUUGUUAUUUCUUCUUUCAAAUGUUACAUAGUGUCACUUUGAGGGAUGCAGUAAUAAGACAAAUAACAGUACAUGUAGCUUUUUCUUUUCCUAAUUUAUUAAGAAAACAUGAAAGUCGAGAAUUUUUAAACAUUUGACAAUGAUCAGAACACAUUUUACAAGAAAAUGAAGGCAAUAUCAAGCCUUGAAGGCCACUAUCCUCAGUACAAAAAGCAGGUUUACAGUGAUACAAAUGUUUUUCCACUUACACUAAGGCGGCAGAUCACCAAAAAAAAAUAAAAAAUCCAAAGCGUGGAUUUCAAAUCAGACAGUAAGUGUCUUAAACUGCUGUAAAAAAAAAAUAAAGUUGAAA
Molecule: messenger RNA, 2927 nt
Organism: Scomber scombrus (Atlantic mackerel)
Lineage: Eukaryota; Metazoa; Chordata; Actinopteri; Scombriformes; Scombridae
Product: E3 ubiquitin/ISG15 ligase TRIM25-like
Exons: 9
Coding region: 273-1709 (478 amino acids)
Molecular function (GO): zinc ion binding
Source: RefSeq, a predicted model, not a curated record